This is a messenger RNA of Caenorhabditis auriculariae, 8436 nucleotides long. The record is from the annotation of a GenBank genome assembly. NCBI's taxonomy places the organism in Eukaryota, Metazoa, Nematoda, Chromadorea, Rhabditida, Rhabditidae.
AUGAAUCUGAAACGAAUUUUGACUGAAAAAAUACAUACUAAAUGUCCUCAGAACACGGAUGAUCCUCCCCUGGGUUGCACUGGCUACGGUUACUGUUAUCCGUCAGACCGUUCGACCGACGGAAACGGCCAAACUCAAUGUUCGGACUGUGUCUGUCCAGACGACACUACUCAGGUUUCCAACACGGAGUGUCAAGGUAUCUCUAGAGGAAAUUGAAAAAGAAUGAUUUUUGUGGAGGCUCGACGAGCUGCACACCGAAUCCUUGCCCCUCAGCACAGUACACCUGCGCGGUCGUCAACGGAGCCGCCGUCUGCUCUUGCGCUCCUGGAUUCACCGGAACUGAUUGCACUAUGUGUAAGGACUCGUUCUGUUAAAAUGGUUACAAUUUGAACUUCUUGAAACUAUUCCUGAAAAUUGAAACUUCUGAAGUUUGGCCCAAACGGUUUGGGGAACACGAGACAAUGAAGAUUCUCUGCGCAAAAAUUAGUUUGACUCUUCUGAGGUUUUUAGAUCUGCGUAAAGGUUGGUAGGACUUGAACCAGCAAUCUUUUUGAUCCUAGACUAAAGUCAUAUCCUGUCCCUAAAUAGGGCGCAGGCCAAGCCUGCGCCUAAGCCACUCAGCUACCAAGAUUUGAGAUUUUUCCAUGAUUUUUGUUUCUAAAAGAGAUGAGUGACAAUCCUUGGCAAAUCUCGAACCAGCGACCUAUCUUCCCUAGACAAGAGUCUUAGCCACUGAGCUACGACAUCAAGCUAUUCCCUCAGUUUCCCAAGAAAUUGACAAACCUUGGCGAGACUCGAACCGCCGAUCUAUCGGACUCUAAACAACAGUCUUAACCACUGAGCUACACAUCAUUUUUCUCCGUCACUCGGUUUUUUUUUCAGUAACAACGGAUCCAUGUGCCGUCACUCCUUGCCUGGACCAUGGAACCUGCACGUCUUCAGGAUCCUCUUAUACUUGUACCUGCGAAACCGGUUACUACGGUAACCAGUGUCAAUGUAAACCUUUUCAGAUUUUUUCAAAAUUUUAUUUUGGUCGGCCAAAAUUGAACUGAAAUUCGAGCUCAAGAAAUCACAGUUCACAUAAGGCCUUGAGAAACCAAUCAGAAAAGUCAGCUUGAAAUUUUCAGUAGUUCGUCGAGCUUCAUAGAUAAAGAUGACGAAACUAAAUUUAGAAAAUUAGGAGGUAUACUGUAAAGGUGAAGUAGAUUUUUCUUGAAGCCGUGAGAAUCUUUAAAAACUCGAUACGGCGCGAGAUCUUCAUUUCCAUUUUUGAAAAAGGAUUUUUUUUAAAAAUUGAUAAUUUCGUAACGAAUUUUUAUUCUAACUGGAAACUUCAGACGCCGGAGAUCCGUGCGCUUCGAUGGCCUGCCAACACGGCGGCACCUGCGAGAUGAUGUUCGACGACACGUCGCCGGUCUGCAACUGCCCGUUCAACUACUACAACACGAAAUGCCAGACUUCCCGAUCAAGUUUUAAAAUUCCAAUAUUUCACGAUUAACCCAAAGAACAUUCAAGUGACCACCUCGUACGUCGGCUGCUAUGACGAUUCCUCGGCCGACUUUUCCAAUUAUUACGUCUAUUCGACAACCGGAAUCAAGUCAGGGCCGGCGUGCAUGGACGCCUUGGAGCAGUACCGAAUCGACAACCCCAACUCUGUUUAUAACUACUCUAGUGAGUACUUUAGUCGGAAGCAGGAAACGGAAACGGAAACGAAAAUUGAGAAAUUGAUGAAUUGAUGAAAGGUACUUCAGGGACACCUGAUUACCGUUCAGUUCAUAUAGUCUGUUUUGCUCAAGGAGCGAAGGGCGGGACUUCUCUGCACCCUCCUCGUCUCUCGUUCUUUUUUCAUGUUUCCCUGACCUUUCCGGUUAGGGAACAGACAUUCGAAACUGUCCAUCCGCGGCGAAGGGGCUAUAAAUCCCAGGAAGAAGACUCAUAUCUCGGCUUAGUAGUAGCUCAGUGGCUAAGACUCUUGCCUAGGGUCAGAUAGGUCGCUUGUUCAAGUCCUACCAAUUUUUGCGCGAAUUUUCACACUUCGAAAAGUCAAAAGGAGUUUUUCCUAGAGAAGCUUGAUAGUCUCGGGUUUUUUUUAAUGGUUUAUAUGCCUUAUACUGGAUUUUCGGCUAUGAGACAUCUUCCCUCUGAAACGAGAAAGUUCAGUUUCAACUAAUCUGCGAUCAGCAGGUUUUGAAGUACCUUUCAACAAAGUUUCAUCGAACUCUCAACCGUCCACCUUUUGCGCUUUCCUUGGGAAUAUUUCCGUCAUAAACCUGAAAUUCCAGCAAUGAGCGGAUCGACUGGCAAAUGUCUUUUUUCCACAGUGAAUACUCUCACGGCAGCCCCUUCUGGAGGACGUUUGCCAUUAUUAAUUUUUCAAAUAAAUUUCUUCAUUUCAGUUUUGGGAGGUCUCCUAGAUGCUAUACUCCAAACUUGUUCUUAUGCAAACGUUAACAGCGGAAUGGCGUCCGUUUACUUUCUGAAAGGUUUUUCUUGGACCUCUUGAUUCUUAACUAGCUCUGCAUGUAGAUUUGUGCGCCACGGAGCCUUGCGGCGAGGCCAACGACUGGGGACAGUGCGUUCAGACUUCCUCCACUGCUUACGUCUGCGUCUGCGCCCCGGAUCGUACCGGUGCUACCUGCGAGACUGGUUUGGCUAUUUUUCUUGAGGUGGAACUGAAAAUUGGAUAUUUCCAGCUCUUCCGCUGACGCCGUGCUCGGGAGUCGAUUGUGGAGCCGGAACCUGUGCAGUCACGGAUGAUGGAAUCGGACACUACUGUAUUUGCGAGAAUACCAAUCAAACUGAAAGCUGUGGUAAGGUUCAUCGGGAAAUUAUUGAUUUUUGAGCUUUCUUAGAACUAGCAAGUAGUUUGGUUCGAAGAUUUCCUGAUUUUUAAUCUUCCGGAUCACUAUUUUUUGUUCAAGCCUCAGAAAUUUCUCACAGAAAGAAAAUAAUUUUCUGGGAUUUCGCAUUUAUUUUCCCUCAUUUUCCGAGUCCAAUUGAAUCAGGAAAGAAAAUGAGUUCUCGAGGCUUAACUUUUUGCAAAAAAAAAAAGGAAUUUUUGUUUUUUUGGACCUUAACCUAGCUGAUGGAAGAGUAUUCUGGUCAGUUUUCAAACAAUUCUUGAAUUUUUGAAAAUUUACCGAGGAAAAUGAUUCCAUUCAAGUUGCCAACCCUUGUGCCGCUGACACGUGCCUUUACGGCGGUACCUGUGUUGACCACGGCGACGGGACUUACACCUGCCUCUGCCUCAAUCUUUACACCGAUACCAACUGCGGAGGUGAAGAAAUUGAAAAAAUGUAUAUAAUCGGAAAAACCUUCCAGUUUUCGAGCCAUGCUACAUCAACAAGUGCUUGAACGGCGGCACCUGCGUAUCUAACUAUAAUAUCUUGGAUAGCACUUUUACCUGCGACUGCACGGUCGAUUGGCGUGGAGAUCUGUGUGAAAUAGGUAAGUAUUAGGUUGGAAGAGCUUUUUUAAUGAAUGGGAAUCGGACAAUAUCUAUUUUUCCCCCUAUGGGGUCAAAUUGUUAAUUAUAAAAAACUUCAAGAUCAACAUCUCAAAAUGGUUAGAAUAGGACUGAGUAAGGUUUUUUAGGCUUUUAAAGAGGUCCUCUUUCAGAUAGAACCAUCUGGUACCCACCAAAACCAUUAGGAAUCUGACAACGUCGAUUUUUCUAUUUUUUGGGUUUUUUUGGUCAAAUUAAUCGUUCUAAACUUCAAAAAGUCAUAUUUCGGCUAAAAACGCUCAAAAUCGGGUAAAAUAAGUUUCUCAAGCUCUUCAGGUAGUUUUCUUGCAAAUUAGAUCAUCUGGUAUCAUCAUAAACCAUUAGAAAUCUGCCAAAAUCGAUCCUUCCAUUUUUUUUUUUUUUGGGUUUUCAGUCAUUCUAAACACCAAAAAUUCAUAUCUCGGCUCAAAAUGUUCAGAAUCUUAUAGUGUGAAGUUUAUUAAGCUCUUGAGAGGGUCCUCUGUAAUGAACAUGAAAAACUUUCCAGAGAGAAUGCCAUGUGAUGAUGAGCCUUGUAAAAACGGCGGAGAGUGCGAGAACGACCGAGGCCCUCCGAAGUCCUUCAACUGCACCUGUCCCUCGAACUGGGAAGGCGACGAUUGCACCACAGGUUUGAGUGGAUUCUGAGGGUUCUGAAUAUAUUCUUCUUCUGAAGACGUCGACGAAUGCGCCGUCUUCGGUCCCUCGCUCUGCGGCUCGAAAGAUAAGGCCGCCGUAUGCGUCAACACCGACGGAAGCUAUCAUUGCAGUUGCAGCGAGAACUGGACCGGCCCUCGUUGCACCACGAGUUCGUGAUAGUUUUAGAAAUAACAAGGGAAUGAAAUUUAAUCAGUGAGAGUCACUCGCAAAUGCGGUUCAGGUCGUUAUGGGAAGGAACUUUAGGGUGAAAUUAACUUUUAAAGCUGAAAAAGUAACGAACCAACUUAAGCUAUGUCCUGAAAUUAAAAGUCAGAAAAAUGCGCAAAAUAUCUUCAUUUUAAGAUUUAAAGCUUAUUUUUCCAAUUUCUCAUGAUUUAUUUUGAAAACCAAGUCGUUGAAAAGGUCUAUAUGGGCAUCAGGAAGGCCUUGAAAAAUGGCGGAAGGGAAAAAAAUGACGCUUUUUUUAAUCAAUUUAGAGAAAUUUUUGAUGUUCGAAGCUUAAAAAUGAAAGUACUACGGAUUACUAUAAAAGAAAAAAAAUUUGCUUGUUUUUUUUUUUAAAUAUGAAACGUCAUUUUUAUAUUUUAGAUCGAAUCAUCUAUGAAAUUCUCAACGCCACUUAUGGCUACGUCUCCGAUGACGAUUUGGAAGAGGUUUAUUUUUUUUUCAAUUUCGAAUCAAAGAAAAUGAGUCUAAGACCCUGUAAGAAGUUGAACCAGUGACCUUUUGGAAGCUAGAAAUGAGUCAGCCUUGGAGCUAUCACUCGAAAAAAAGGACUUUACUCAUUUUUAUGAAAAAAUCAAACCAACUCGUUGAGCACUUGAGAAAUAGUUCGAAAAAGAAAUUUCAUAUCCAAGCAUAAUUUAUUUUUUCAGCUCACGAAUCAGUUGACGAGCGAUCCAACGUUGGUCCGUGACAUUAUUCCCUUCCUCAUUGGUGGUUAUUCUCUGGAGACAAGGUUUAAUUUUCUGCUCCUAAACAUUUCAUUUUUAAGAAGUUUUCAGAAUGAACCUCUCGUGGUCUUUAGAAGAUUUAUUCGUCUGGGUUGCGUAUGAAGAAAAAAUCGUUAACCUGAGGUAAAUAUCGAUUUCUGGAUAUUUCAUCAGUUCGUUUUACAGCGAAAAUUUCCACAUUUGGAACGACAAAGUGCUCGGAAAUUGCUUCACGUUUAAUCACUUUAACAGCUCGUCGGAGUACCUGGCUCGGUCUCCGGGAUAUUCUGGAGGUUUUUUUGCUUUUACAGAUUUAAAAAUAUAGGAGAAAGCGAAGAAAAGGCGCGAAAUGGGCCCUUAAAAGGCCAAACGAGAGCAUUUUUUUUUUGGUGAAACAAUGAAAAUUUUCAAGGGUUUAUAGAAAAUAGGCUUAGGAGUAGAGUUCCUAGAAGUCUCCUUUUGACCUGGUAGAACAUCAGAAUCGACAGUUCUGGUAAUACAUUGUGCGAUUUUGUCUUUUCUGUGGCUGAGAGCUCAAUAAAAAAUUGUAUAUCCUGAAAGGAAUUGAACCAGUGACCUUUUGGAGGUGAGAAGUGAUUCUUAGCCACUGAGCUAGCCUUCUCACACACUCUGGCUUCAAAAACUUCAAAAUAGAACUUUUCAGGUCUGACCAUGCAAAUGUCAGUGGAUCAAAGCGAAUACCUGCCUUGGAUCGACACGGCCGCCAUCCAAGUCUUCAUUUCGGCUCGAGAUGAGGUCAUCGCUUCAGAAUCGCCGCGAUUCUACGUCCAGCCCUCCUUUGAGUCUCGCAUCGGCCUUCAGAGGGUACUAAUAGACCCUCUCUCCAAUUGAGCGAAUAUUCCUUCAGACUGACUUUAAAAGACUGGGAGGAAAGUAUGGAAGAUGCGUGAAGAGUGUCUCCGAAGUCAAGUCCUACUAUUACGAGGGCAGCUACACGACUGACGUUGGCAAUUCUGAAGUUGCGAAAAAGACGUCGAUUUUCAGGGCUGUCUGAGGUCGUGCUACCAGGAUGCGGUUCAGAAGGCGUGCGGCUGCAUGGAUCCGAGAUAUCCGAUGCCGUGGACGGCCAAGUCCUGCACGCUUCCAUCUAGUUAGCAUAUAUCCUUGAAAGAAGAGUAAAUGAGUUGAAUCCAGAAAAUUGCAUCGAUGCGAUGGUGGCGAAGAGAGGCGACCCCUCGAAAUGGUCAGAGUGUUCUUGUCCGUUGCCGUGUACGCAGACACAGUUCACGCAGCGCUACUCGAGACUGCCCUACGUCGUUAAGGUGCUUUUUAAUCGGCAUGUUCUAAAACACGAGCGGUUGUGGGGCACGAGCGGCACGACCGUUACUAAAUCACGAGCGGUUUCAUUUUCGCUCCUUCGCGAACGCUUCUAAAUCACGAGCGUUUUUGGCUUAUCGUUCUGUUCGAGCGUUUCUAAACCGCGAGCGUUUCAUUUUAAUCAUUUUCUUUAUUACCAUCCAAGUGUGUGUUUUUCAUAUUUCUACCUUCUUUUUUUCUCCUUGAAUAAAAAAAUUUUGACGAUCUUAUAUGCACAUUUUUUCGCUCAAUUUGUUGAUUGAUUCACAUUUGAGGUUCAUAUAAUGGAUUUUUUUCUAAGUUUUUUUGCGGUCUCUAUAAUUUCACAGAUUCUGGGUAUGGCAAAUUUUUUUCUAAUAAUUUCAUCUGAUUUUUCAUAUUCAAUAUUUCACAGAUUUUGCGUAUGAUAAACUAAUAUUUCACAGACGUCUCGCAUGAAAGUCAAUAUUUCUCAGAUUUUGCUUAUGACAAAUUAAAAAAAUAUGAACUUUUUUUCUCUGAUUCUCAUCUGUGUUUUUCUUGCAAAAAAAUCUUCGAUUUCGUAUUUUUUUCUCGUUUCAUGAUAAAUAUUUUUCAAAGCUUGGAAACGAAUAAAUUUUUUUGGUAGUAUCUCCAAAAACUAUUCUAGCGGGUAAGAGGAGAAUAAAAAUAUGAAUGGCAUCAAUUCGAAUAUGAGAUUCUAUUACCAGAAAAAAAUUUUUGAGAGAAAGUAUUAGAAAAAAAUUUUGCUAUACGCAAAACUUGAGAAAUAUUGACUUUCAUGCGAGACGUCUGUGAAAUAUUAGUUUAUCAUACGCAAAAAUCUGUGAAAUAUUGAAUAUGAAAAAUCAGAUGAAAUUAUUAGAAAAAAAUUUGCCAUACGCAGAAUCUGUGAAAUUAUAGAGACCGCAAAAAAACUUAGAAAAAAAUCCAUUAUAUGAACCUCAAAUGUGAAUCAAUCAACAAAUUGAGCGAAAAAAAUGUGCAUAUAAGAUCGUCAAAAAUUUUUUUAUUCAAGGAGAAAAAAAGAAGGUAGAAAUAUGAAAAAAACACACUUGGAUGGUAAUAAAGAAAAUGAUUAAAAUGAAACGCUCGCGGUUUAGAAACGCUCGAACAGAACGAUAAGCCAAAAACGCUCGUGAUUUAGAAGCGUUCGCGAAGGAGCGAAAAUGAAACCGCUCGUGAUUUAGUAACGGUCGUGCCGCUCGUGCCCCACAACCGCUCGUGUUUUAGAACAUGCCUUUUUAAUCACCUGUUUUGGUCUUUUUUCGAUCAGACUCAUUCUGGCCGUUUUGGGCACGUCUAAUUGCGUAGAAAUAAUCGCAACUCGAAAUUUGACUCAUUGUCACCUUAGUAUUUAUCACAGAAUACUUUCGCAGAGGUGCUUCUAGAUAUGACUGAAAUCAGUGGAUGUAGUUUUCACGCUCAUAAUUAGACCUUGCUCGAAAUGUCCCCUGAAGUUUUUUGAAAAAUUUGGGUUUUUUAUAUUCUGAAAAAAUGUCUUUGAUUAAAAAUAAUACAGUUCCAAGUUUCGAAAUAAAUUUUCAAAAAGCUUUUUAUUGUCAAAAAUUGGUUUUUUGUCUAAUUAAAAAAUUUACUAUAGAUUUUAGUAUUGAUUUAGAUCUUCAAACCUGAGUUACAGGAGAAUUAUCAAAUUAAUAGUAAAAAAAGUUUCCAAGGGAGGAAGUAGUUUGAAAAUUAUUCAGCUUUCGAAAAAAAUACGUUCAUAUUUUGUGAAAAAAUUCUCAAUUUCAGCCAGUCGAAUGCUCACAUUCACACCCAGCAAACGUGUCAGCCUGUAUAAAAGACAACGCGGAGACGGUUUAUCUCAGGAUAGGCCUCCCGACUUUACAAUAUCAAAUUUACGUUGAAACUCCAGCAAUGGAUGUGAGUUGCUUCCUAAAAUUACCGAGUAUAUUCAAUUUUUUGCAGUUUUCAACGUUUCUCUCUCAGCUCGGAGGAUUACUGGGCGUUCUGAUGGGUAUCAGCAUUAUUUCCUUCAUCGAAGUUGCCUUCAUCAUUGUUCAUAUUCUAGUUAUUGUUAUCACGAAACGAUCAAUUUAA